This is a messenger RNA of Emericellopsis cladophorae, 2511 nucleotides long. RefSeq lists its product as uncharacterized. The record is from RefSeq and is a predicted model, not a curated record. The transcript has a single exon. NCBI's taxonomy places the organism in Eukaryota, Fungi, Ascomycota, Sordariomycetes, Hypocreales, Bionectriaceae. The coding region runs from base 1 to 2511 and encodes 836 amino acids.
AUGGCGCAAGGCCAUCCCACGUUGCUGAACGGCACGGGGCAUCAUUCCCCCGCCGGAGCAUCAGGCAAUGAGCUGUCAACUAUCCAGCAACUUGAGAAGAUCUUGCAGUUUCGCGACACGAUUGUCUCGGGUCAUCACCCAACUAUCAAGGCCCCCCCUGGCGUCGCGCCGUUAGCACAGUCGUCACCAAGCUCCAAGCUCCAAGACGCGUCGCUGAACCGCGAAUGUAGCGCGAAUAACCAACAGUCUUGUUCAGCAAAUGCAGCCGCCGUGGUAGCUCCCCCCACCGCGUCACCCAGCGGACUCGCUUCCAGACGAGUGUAUGGGUUGGGAAGCACCGAAAUCAAUCCCAUCCUCCUCCAGAAGUCGGACGAGCUGAUCAGAGCCGAAUUUCAAGCACAGAGAGCGCGUCUAGAAAGAGCCAUCAAGGAGGAAGCGGAACAGCAGCGUCGCGCCAAGCAAGAGAAGCCAGAACCAUACAAUGACUUGAAUCUGUCAGAGGUGCUAGCGAAGGCUUUGACCUUGGUACAGGCUCAAGCGCCUGAGAACACUCUGCUUGAUGAUGAAGGCUUGACUGCUAACGAAGAAGUCGCAAGUGAUUCGUUCGAUAACGAGACCUUCUACUCGUCACGACACGACACACCCGAGUCGAAUUUGACAUCACGCGUUCGCAGGGACUCGGAAGACAACCAGCAAAGGGUCGCACAUGGACAGAAGCGUUCACAGCAUGCAGACACCGCGCUGUCCCAUCCAGUCCCCGAGCCCCAGAGGCCGAUUCAGCCCUCGUUCAUACCCAGUCUACCUCAGGCACAGCCCUUGCAUACGAGCAAUGGCGGGGUUAGCUCGAACGGUGGCGGGGCGCCAUAUCAGGUACCUGGAUUGAACAACUACGCAAAGCAAAACGCCAAUGCGGGUUCAGCUUCAGGCCAAGCCGGAGUUGGAUGGUCGAAUGACACUGUAGGGCCAGAAGCGGCUGUGCAAAAGCCGGCAUCCAGAGCAAACGAUGCUCUGAUGGACCCCGAUGACUCAGAUAGCUAUACGCCGUCGCCUCUGCUCAGUCCCAUCGACCCAGCGCCGACUGUCGCCCAAUCUGCUUCUGCUCCAUCGUAUCCUGUAGAAGAGCCGGCCCCGCCAGCAUCUGGGUUGGGCAGCAAGACCUACUCAUUCGCACCACCAGCCCAAGUUUCUGCUCUUCGUAACGAGCCUAUCGCGAUUAACAGUCCGGAUAGCUCCCCCCAGAGUGGCAGGAGCACCGACAGGAAGAAAGGGAAAAAGAAGAAGAGGAAGGCUGACAGGCAAGCGCCUGAGGAUGUCACUCCACACAUCAAACCCGAGCCUCGUUCCCAGUCUCCAAUCUCUGCCCCCAACGUAAUCAUCCGAUCGAACAAGCGCCAAAAGCAGGCGCAGCAGGUGGCGGAAGGGUCUGACCGUGACAGCAUUGUGGUCCCAGUCGCCCAUCAGCCACAAUAUGCUCACCCAUCUCACUGGGGUGAGCCUGUGUCCGCGGCCUAUGGCGGUGCCCACGGUUAUGCUUAUUCACCAGUUGUCACAGAGAGGCGACACAGCGGCGGGUACGGCGGCGUGCCACAACCCCGAUUUGAGACCCAGCAAUAUCCCCAUUACACCCAAGAUGUCCCUGCUGGCGUGGCAUAUCCUCCACGGGCAGUAUCCCACGUUGCGGUGGAUGAUAGCUAUAGGACACCCGUGCGUUACUACAACGACCAGACCGAGACAUCUAGGAUGAGCGUGCGCCCUGACACCAUCCAAUACGCCGGGCAGCCUAUGCCUUUGCCCUCUAGGAUCGUUGUAGACGAGCACGGGCGAGAAUAUCUCGAGCCGCCUCGCCUAGCAGCGCGUCAAUCUGUGGCGCCACCGUCGACUCAAGGAGCUGGUGUGGUCUAUGAGCAGGACCCUCGCGGGGUUUCCCGGCAUCCACCCCCCUUCGAUGAGAGAACCAUCGCUUACUCUCGCGCGCCCUCCGCAUAUCCUCCGCCACGGCGCGUGGUUACCCAGCCCGAGUACGUAUCGUACAACGCGCCGGCCGAAGGACGUCCCAGGGAGUACUCAGUGCGGCCUGCUGGCGGCCCAGCUGAAUACGUGCAGCUCAUGCCGCCUCCAGGCCGCCACCCUGGCCCUGAACCAUCGCGAGAGUAUGUUGCAAGAGCUGCGAGUGCCCGCCCUCCAGAGCCUACACACUACGAGCUGCCUCGUGAGUACGGUCGGAUGCAGAGCGUGAGGCCUGAGGGAGCACCUUCAGGUUUGGAGUAUGGAGGCAUGGGGCAACCUCAGGUCAGCAGGGAAGCGCCCCGACCCUACAUGGUUGAAUACGCUCAGCCCCGGGCCGAGCAGCCAGUGUACCAGCGCAGCUACAGUGUCCGCCCUCCAGAAGGCUACUACGAGCAGCCGCAGCCGCAGCCGCAGCCGCAGGCCAGCACUUAUGUCGAGCGUCCGCAAGGGGCGCCUACAAGCGUUAUGUAUGCGCAAGAUAAUAGACCAGGACUGUACCGAUAA